This is a messenger RNA of Caenorhabditis briggsae, 531 nucleotides long. The record is from RefSeq and is a predicted model, not a curated record. The transcript is spliced from 2 exons. The coding region runs from base 1 to 531 and encodes 176 amino acids. NCBI's taxonomy places the organism in Eukaryota, Metazoa, Nematoda, Chromadorea, Rhabditida, Rhabditidae.
AUGACCGAAUGUCUCAUCCACUAUGAUCGUGAUGUGUAUCAUGCUGGAGAUAGUGUGACCGGAGUCGCGAUUCUCACCAUCACCAAAGAUGUUCGAGCACGUAAUGUGAAAGUGAUAUGCAUCGCAGAAAAAGGAUUCAUACCACGAAAAGCACGCGGCGGUACCAGAGUACUCCCGAUGUUCGAAGAUUAUAUUGUUCCAUGGAAAGCCGAGAACGGAUUUAACAAAAUCACCGUAGGAGAAUACCGGUUCCCGUUCAACUUCCAACUGCCUCAAAAUUCACACAACUCGUACUAUCAUCGUGGAGAUGGUUACAUGCAAUACUAUGUCAACGUAAAAGUCAAUCGUCCGCUCCGCUGGGAUUUUGCGAAGAGAAAGUUGUUCCGAGUCGUAUCACCACCAACCAAUUCGCCUUCUAUUUUCCCAUCAACGACUGCUCAACCUCCGAGAUAUACAUCGACAGCUUCAUUACACCAACCUCCGAGAUAUUCAUCCGUCGACGGAACUCCACCACCAGCUUAUCAGGCAUGA